GCCUGCCGCCCGGGGUCCCGCUGCCGCCGUCCUGCCCGCGGCGAGCCUCAGGCUCUAGAAGCGGGACCCACUUGUUGUAAAGAAUGCACGAAAAGACGAGCAAAGCAAGUGACAGACGUGCCCUGUGCUUUAGCUUCCCAGGGUGGUGUAAGCAAAGCCAGGAUUUGGAAGUCUGGGUGAGCCUUGGGAUUUUCGGUAUUAUUUCUGUUUUUAGAGAUCUAGAGAUUCCAGUUGAGAUCAAGUUGGCAGCCAGAUCCUUAUUCUUUGCCCAUGAGAAGCUACUCUUAUCAACAGCAACACUGAAGGAACCUGUGUUUUGGAAAAGGACUGAUGGCCUUGAGCCUUGGUUGGAGAGCAUUUGCACCGUUUCCCAUGAACCACUGUGGUGUCUUUGUGAAGGCUAUGAGAAGCAGUGGCCUUCCUUUGUUUCCCUGGGGCCAUGGUCCCCGGAGGGGAGUUAGAAGCCUUUUGGAACCUGAGAUGAAAGCUUUCCUGGAGGAGAACACUGAAGUCACCAACAGUGGCAGCCUGACCCCCGAAAUCCGGUUGCGGCUUUUGACCCCCAAUUGCAAGUUCUGGUGGGAAAGAGCUGACCUGUGGCCCCACAGCGAUCCUUACUGGGCAAUCUACUGGCCAGGAGGCCAAGCCCUGUCUAGGUAUCUUUUGGAUAAUCCUGAUGUCGUCAGAGGAAAAUCUGUGUUAGACCUUGGGAGUGGAUGUGGAGCUACAGCUAUUGCUGCUAAGAUGAGUGGGGCAUCAAGGAUCUUAGCCACCGACAUAGACCCUAUUGCAGGAAUGGCUAUCACACUAAAUUGUGAAUUGAAUCAACUGAAUCCUUUUCCAAUCUUAACCAAAAACAUUUUGGAUUUGGAACAAGAUAAGUGGGACCUUAUAGUGCUUGGAGAUAUGUUUUAUGAUGAAGACCUUGCAGAUAGUCUUCAUCGAUGGCUGAAGAAUUGCUGUUGGACCCACAGAACUCAAGUACUGAUUGGUGAUCCUGGACGACCCCAGUUCAGGGGACAUAGCAUUCAGCAUCAGCUGCACAAAGUGGUAGAAUAUUCACUUCCGGAAUCUACUAGGCAAGAAAACAAUGGACUGACAACAAGCACAGUGUGGGAUUUUCAACCUUGAGUUGUCAGAUUGCUUCUAAUAACUAUGUUUGGGUUUAACUCUAAAUGACUCUCCAGUUUAAAGAAUGCAAUUCCUAUGAAAUGGAAAAUCCUGUUUCCAAAAUAUGAAUGUUUAAGUUUUGUCAUGUAACUAGUUCUGCCUUAUACCAAAUAUACAAUCCUCUAUCUGCCAUUUUUUCUAGUUUUACUGCUAUAGGAAUAUAAUUAUAGAAGGCAUUAUCCAGUAAUAGCAACAUGUAAUUUAAGUAGUAGAGAGGAAUUACAUAUUGUAGCAGAGUCUGUUUCUAUAGUUGAGGACACCUAUAUGAUGUAUUGUUGAAUUAAACAAAAUACAAAAUAUGGAAUAUAGUAUUCAGAAUAUAAUAGGGCAACCAUAAAUAAAAUUGACAACCAUGGAUAAAAACAA
Messenger RNA from Pteropus alecto (black flying fox), 1536 nucleotides. RefSeq names its product electron transfer flavoprotein subunit beta lysine methyltransferase (gene ETFBKMT). Gene Ontology annotation, molecular function: protein-lysine N-methyltransferase activity. The record is from RefSeq and is a predicted model, not a curated record. Lineage: Eukaryota; Metazoa; Chordata; Mammalia; Chiroptera; Pteropodidae. Gene Ontology annotation, biological process: peptidyl-lysine trimethylation. The coding region runs from base 331 to 1131 and encodes 266 amino acids. Gene Ontology annotation, cellular component: mitochondrial matrix. The transcript has 4 exons.